AGCUGCCCCUCGGGAGGAGCUGCAGCCCCCCCUGAGCUCUGCCCUGGGGCUCCUCUGCUCCAGCUGCACCAGCCAAGUGCCCUCAGCUGCUCCUCCAGACCCUUCCCCAUCCCUGUGUCCCUCCUCUGGACACUCUCCAACAGCUUUCCACGUUUCCCAUGUACACAUGUGAACUCCCACACACCUUUGGAGUGACUGCAGAGGUCCCACCAUAGGCUGCAGCCACAGGUCAUCGAUCUGUAAAUCGUGUGGGCUUUGUCUUGUUCCCUCUUCCCACGGCGCCUGGCACACACAAAGCACCAGACAAACAACAGCAUUGCCAUGGAAAUGCUCCCAGCCGGUGCAGAGAUCGCUGGAAUUCGCCGAGGGAGCCGCUGACGGAUCCUUGUGCUGGAACCCAGGGUUGGUACAGUAGGCCUCACUAAACUUAGCUGCAACUAAGAAUUUCUCCUACAUCAACUGAGUUAAGGCUGAUGCUCUUGUGGAAUGUGGAUUAAAAGUGCGUGCUAAGUUCCAAAUUCCCAGUUGAGAAGCGGAGAAAGUAAAUGUACCACUGCCACCAGCAUCAGGACAGCAAACCAAGGGACAAAGAAUUUGAGCCGCGGUGUUGCUCUUUGUUAACUGGCUCACGUGGUGCUUAAGAGACGUUGGCUGGGGGGCGAGAAGUGGACGCCAGCCGGUUACAAACAUGAGGGCCGCCCUGGAGACGGCAGACAUUGCCAUUGUGGCCCUGUACUUCGUGCUGGUCAUGUGCAUAGGUUUCUUUGCCAUGUGGAAGUACAAUCGGAGCACCGUGAGCGGCUACUUUUUGGCAGGGCGUUCUAUGACCUGGGUAGCGAUCGGUGCCUCUUUGUUUGUGAGCAAUAUUGGAAGUGAACAUUUCAUUGGGCUCGCAGGAUCCGGAGCGGCGAGCGGAUUUGCCGUGGGCGCGUGGGAGUUCAACGCCUUAAUGCUUUUGCAGCUUUUGGGAUGGGUCUUCGUCCCCGUCUACAUCCGGUCGGGAGUGUACACCAUGCCCGAAUACUUGUCCAAGCGUUUCGGAGGGCAUAGGAUUCAAAUCUAUUUUGCAGCGUUGUCUCUAAUUCUUUAUAUCUUCACCAAACUCUCGGUUGACUUGUAUUCGGGGGCGCUUUUUAUCCAAGAGUCGCUAGGUUGGAACCUCUAUCUGUCGGUUAUCCUGCUUAUCGGAAUGACGGCGCUCUUGACUGUGACCGGAGGGCUGGUGGCCGUCAUCUACACAGACACCCUUCAGGCCCUGCUUAUGAUUAUCGGUGCCCUCACGCUCAUGAUCAUAAGCAUCACGGAGGUCGGUGGGUUUGAAGAAGUUAAGAGGAGGUACAUGCUGGCGGCGCCGAACAUCACGUCCAUCCUGUUAACCUACAACAUUUCCAACACCAACUCCUGCAACGUCGACCCCAAGCCCGACGCUCUUAAAAUGUUGCGCGAGCCGACGGACGAAGACAUUCCCUGGCCCGGAUUCCUGCUGGGACAGACCCCGGCUUCCGUCUGGUACUGGUGUGCCGACCAAGUCAUAGUCCAGAGAGUCUUAGCCGCGAAAAACAUCGCUCAUGCCAAAGGCUCCACCCUGAUGGCGGGUUUCCUAAAGCUGCUGCCCAUGUUCAUCAUCGUCGUCCCGGGCAUGAUCUCCCGCAUCCUGUUCGCGGAUGACAUCGCCUGCAUCAAUCCUGAGCACUGCUUCCAGGUCUGCGGGAGCAGGGCCGGCUGCUCCAACAUCGCCUACCCGCGGCUGGUGAUGAAGCUGGUGCCGGUGGGGCUGCGGGGCCUCAUGAUGGCCGUGAUGAUCGCCGCGCUCAUGAGCGACCUGGACUCCAUCUUCAACAGCGCCAGCACCAUCUUCACGCUCGAUGUCUACAAACUCAUCCGGAAAAGCGCGACGUCCCGGGAGCUCAUGAUCGUUGGGAGGGUCUUCGUGGCGUUCAUGGUGGUGAUCAGCAUCGCCUGGGUGCCCAUCAUCGUGGAGAUGCAAGGCGGGCAGAUGUACCUGUACAUCCAGGAGGUCGCGGACUACCUGACCCCGCCGGUGGCCGCCCUGUUCCUCAUGGGGAUCUUUUGGAAGCGCUGCAACGAGCAGGGGGCCUUCUACGGCGGCAUGGCCGGGUUCGUGCUCGGUGCCGUCCGGUUGAUACUGGCGUUUAUUUACCGCGCUCCGGAGUGCGACCAGCCGGACACGAGGCCGGGCUUCAUCAAAAACAUCCAUUACAUGUACGUGGCCACGGCUCUGUUCUGGAUCACCGGGAUCGUGACCUUCGUGGUCAGUCUCCUGACCCCUCCGCCCACGAAGGAGCAGGUCCGGACCACCACCUUCUGGGCCGUGAAGAACAGGAGCGUCAAGGAGACGGCGGCCAAGGGGGAGCUCUACAAGGCGCAGGAGAAGAGCAUCCUCAAGUGCAACGAGAACGCCAACCACAUCAUUCCCAACGGCAAAUCCGAGGAGAACCUGAAAAGCCUCAAGCCGGAGGACAUCAACCUCCUGGUGACCUGCAGAGACGACAGCAACCCGGUGAUCUCGGUGAGCCACUCCGAAGUCGAGACGCCGGUGGAUUGUUACUCCAACGGCCAGGCGGCUCUGAUGGGCGAGAAGAAGCACGAGGAGGAGACUGAGGACCCAGAGAGACAUUUGAAAUUCAUAGAUUGGUUCUGUGGCUUUAAAAGUAAAACCAUGACCAAGAGAGCUGUUCGGGAGGUCGAGGAAGAGACUGUUUGUUUACAAAUGCUGGAAGAGACUCCAAAAGUUAAACUAUUACUAAAUACUGGACUGGUCUGUGUGUGUUCGCUUGGAAUAUUCAUGUUUGUCUACUUCUCUUUGUGAGUGAAUAGUGAACUUUUAAGGGUAUGGCUGAACAUACAGAAGUUGAUACAGGUCUCUGGAGAUUGGUUUUCUUUUUCCUGGUUUUUUUUUUUUUGAUUUUUUUUUGAAUUUCAGACAACAUAACCACAACCCAGGCAUUGUUUACGCUAUAAUUGUAAGAUCAACUCAGCUUUAGCCUAUUUCCAGACCAUUUGAGAUGUGUUGUCCUUUCUCUGCUCAAAGCAGAACCUGUCCUGUGGUGGCUUUUUUUCUUUUUUCCCUUUUGUGGUUUUUUUUUCUUUUUGUUUUGUUUGGGUUUUUUUCCUUGUUCCAUUUGCAGUACUAACCUUUUGUUUUUACGUGUAUAAAUAUACCAAAGGCAGGCAGGUGGCUGUGUUUGAAGUCAGGCAGUUCCAGCUCAGUCAGCAUUAAGAUAACGAGUAAUCAUUUACCAGUGUGGAAAAUCUAAAUGAUCAAAGCUGUGUCAAAAGGUUUUUAAAUGUAGAGCUGCGAUGCACAUCCUGUAAAAUAACUAUUCCCUUGGCCAACUUAGCACUUCUUAAUUUUGCUCACUGCUUUCAGUUGUUUUUAUUUUACUUUUUUUAAUUCAAUUUCUCUUAUAGCAACAGCAGGGAGUUAUUUUGUCUCAUUUUAUAGCACUUAAAACAUGAUAGUUGUUAGUAGCUUUCUGGUUUUAUUUUUUCUUUGUAAGAGAAGUUUUGACUUUUGAUUUUUUUUUUUUUUAAUCCACUGUAAAUUCCAGUACUGAAAAAUCGCUGUAUUUGAAGGGGAAAAAAAAAAAAAAAAGAGGGGAAAAAAAGAAACAACGAACCAAAAUGAAAAAAAAAAGCCUGGACAUGACAAACUGUCACUGGAGCAGAAGGAAAAAGAAAUAAUCUUUAUUUGGGUUUUGUAUUCAGCAGGGUGGGAAGGGAUCUCUGGAGAUCAUCCAGUCCAUCCCCCUGCCGAGGCAGGUGACACGGGAACGUGUCCAGGUGGGUUUGGAAUGUCUCCAGAGGGAGAAGCUCCGCUCCCUCCCUGGGCAACUGUUCCUGUGCUCUGCCACCCUCCAGGGAAAGAUGUUUUUCCUCAUGUUGAGGUGAAACUGGUGUUUUAGUUUAUGGCCAUAAGGCCCAGAAGAUAAUUUCAGCCUCUUUAGUCUCUGCACCUUCAGGACACAGCCUUAGGCUCUUUAUAGGGAAAAAAAUCUGUUUGUACGUUCUGCCGCUUGGGAAGAAGAGAAAUGUGAGGCUUUGUGUGUUGCCAGUUUGUUUUCCACGCUGGGAAAGGCCUGUUUUCCUGUGCUGGGGAUGUCUGGAAGGAGUCUGUGCCCAGCCCUGCUGCUGCUGCAGGUGGAGUCUGCGAGGGGAGAAAAAAGGAAGGGGGAGUGGGGGGGAGAGGUGAAAGUGCUCCUUAUUUUCCAGAGUCCUCUUGCCUCAUGUCUUCUCCCAUUUCCCCUUUCACCCUGUCAAGCCUCCUUUUUUUAUUUUUUUGUGAGGAAUCCCAGAAUGAUUGAGGUUGGAAAAGACCUCGGAGCUUGAGUCCAACCCGUGACCCAGCCCGACCAGAGCACCGAGUGCCACAUCCAGCCUUUCCUUCAACACCUCCAGGGAUGGUGAUUCCACCUCCCUGGCCAGCCCAGUCCAAUGUCUAGUGGCCUUUUCUGGGAAGAAAUUCCUCCUAAUUCUUCCAGCCUAGAGCUCCCUCCUCCAAACAGCUCCCCAGGGAUUCCAUGUCAGGAGAUAAGGAACGUGUGCCACCAUGAUCUGUGUCAGGAAUCCAGGUCUGUCCUCGUGAUUCUUCCAGAAGAGUUCAUUUCUCCCAGACAAUUAGUAGGUCUCCAGCUGCUGAGGAUCUUUCCUGUUGAAGGAUAAAUCCUGAGGCAGGGAUGAGCAAUUCCCAGGUGUGCAGCACGUGGAGCUCAGCAGACCUAAAGGCGGCAAGAGCUCAGCCCACAUCCCUGGUUUUGGGUGCAGAGCUGACAGUGUGUGGCUGCCCUUCCAGUAUUAACCCCCCUCCCAACUCCAGGACAGGGUGGUCAUAUCCAGGCUUUCCAUGGAAAUAAUUCCUCCAGUUGUCUUUGCUCCUGAGCUCGUUCAGGGCUUGGGAGAGAACAAACUGGCUGGGCCAGAAAUGGUCUGAGGGACCAUCUGAGUGUUCAGCAAAAUCAGUUCCAGGGUCCAGCGACAUUUCCUUGGCACGGAAAGGAGAACCAAUUCCUGAGAAAUCCGUUUGUAGAGAUGAAACUGGGGUCAAUCCUGCCUUUGAGUGCUGGAGGAGGUUUCCCUUCCAGCCCAGUGGUGCCGUAACCCGUCCACAUUUAGCAGAUCACGGAUCUGUUUGCAGGUGAAAUGGUUCCACUUCCAUUUUUGUGGGUGGUUUUUUUUCCUGUUAGUUUUGGUGGUGUUUUUGUAUCGAUCGAAUCUCAUUCAUUCCGGAACUUACACAGAGGCUGAGAUGCCCCACUUUCCUCCACUUGCUUUCAUUGUUGCUGCUGGGAAGUCGACACUGCUCUGGGGUGGAGGAGUUGGAAUGUUGUUGCAACCUGCGUAGAAAGAGUCAUCACACCCGCUCGUGGUGUCGGUACCGAUGUGACAGGACACAUCUUCUCGCCGUUUUAUGGGGCUGGUUUCGUUCAGGAAAUGGUUUCAAAUCCUUUUUAAUGGCCAAAAUUAAAAAGGGUGCGUGAAUUAAUGGCAUCUCAAAUCACUUCAGUAGUGGGCUGAGCUGGGAAGGAUGAGGAGAUGUACAAAGCACCUGGAUUUUUUUUUUUUGUCCAGAGGGUAGAACGUCGGGCAACGUUCGGUCUCGUAGCGGGGAUGGAAAAAACAACAACUCGUGGAGGGUAAAGAUCAUCUCAGUCCAACAACCUCUUCUUGAAAAGGCUGGGAUCUGGCUAAAAAAAUGCCUCCUUUGGCACAGGGAAACAGCCUCGUGUGCCAGGCACUGUCCCUUAGGAACUUGGCGCGUGUUUUUAGGAGCGGCCGGUGCUUGGCUUUUCCAGGCCGCUCCUCUUUGCUCUCAGUAUUAACAAAUGCUUUGCCACAACCUGUUAAGCCAGGUUUGCUCAGGGACCCUUUGGCUUGGCUGCCAUCGCCUCACCUGUGCUUGCUUUUUUUUUCCCAGGGUGCCUUAAAAAGGUUGGGAAGUUGAAGGCGCGGCUUUUCCGGCCACCCGAGGAGGGGCUUUACUUCCAGUGGCUUUUCCCUGCUCGUUUGAGCUCCUCUUUGCCUUCCCUGAAUAAUUUAAAGAGGACACCCCAAGGGGUUGUUAAUUCCCAGGUGUCCCCUUCACUGUAACCACAAUCCACGGAGGAAUCACCCUUGGAGGGUGGAAGGGAGUCAAGUCCCUCCCAAAUGUGGAGCCUGAGAUGCUCCAUCUCCCAGUUCCAAUAUUCCCACUUCCCAAACCAACGAGUUGCCACAUUAAUCACAGUGAUGAUUGGCAGGCAGCCUAUUUAUUACUUAAUAAAUUAAUACUCUGCAUCCCCCCCCCCCUCUUUGGACCUGUUAUUGUGAAGAAGCUUUUAAGCAAAUUAUUUCUCCGGGAUUUUUUUUCACAUUUAAAAAUGUGGUUUUAUUUCUAUUUUCGUGGCAUAGAGGUCAUAGAACUUGCUGGUGUUCUUUGCUGCAGAUAACCACUUACUAAAAGGCCUUUGUUAUAAAAAAAUAGAUAUAUUUCUAAGGCUUCAAGCAAGCUGCCUUUUGGUACCUCACCCUGUGUUAUGGACCUUGGGAGAAGUUGCUUGAGGAUUUUUUUAUAGCGUAAACAUGCCUUUGCUAGUCAUGGAAGGUGUUGAGGGAUUUUGGUUGAAACACCGAUUUUUUUGGGGGGCUGGUAAAAUUCCAAAGCGUUUCUCAGAAUGGACAAUCAGUUCCAUAAAUUUUGUGGCCUCCUCCUCCUCCUCCUUGGUGGGACUGGUUGGUGGUGCAGGAGGAGAUCCAGGAGGGCACUUGCUUUUAUCGUGGUUUAUUUAUUGCCUUGAGCUGAGAAUGACAGGCUGGAAAAACUGAUUUUUGGAAUGACAGCUUUUUUUUUUUUGUUGUUGUUUCUCUUGGUAUUUCCCUUAACUUAUUUUUUUUUUCUGUUAUUUGAUUUUUCUCCCAGAAAUGGUCGAAGCCUUUUAUUUAAAAAAAAUAAAUAAAAAUUAAAAAAAAAAAAAAAAAAAGGGCUUCUUGAGAGCUUAAUAGCAAAUUUUGGGAGACUGCUCUUAUUUAAGUUUUUUUUAAAUGGCUGAUUUGAUACUUUUCUCUGCCAAAGUUUAGGGGUGGGGUUGUUUUUUUUUUUGUUGCUGUUGUGUUUUUUUUGUUGAUUUUUCCUGGUAGCUUUUCCUCGAAGGAAACGGUGGGAGAUUGUAAGAAAUAAAAAAAAAAAUGGCCUUCAGUAUAUAUUGUAUUGUGUAUUUUUACUUCUCUUCUGUGUUCCCUGAUCCCAGAAGGGCCAACAUGAGACUUCUGAUGCGAGUCACGAGCCCUGUGACCCAGGAGGGGAAUGAAGCCAUUUCCUGGGGUUGCAGUGGACAGGGCGGAGCCAUCCGAGGGUCUUAGAAGAUGCUUUCGACUUUAAAACAGCUUUAUUUUUUUUAUAUAUCUAUUUUUUUAAAUCCUAAGAUAGAGGAGGUGUUGGGAGAUGCUCCCUUUCAGAGAACAGGAUACAUGGAAGAAGCUGGAGUCGGGAAGCUCCAGCUUUUUUUUGAGGAAAUCUUUGGAUUUAGCAUGUACAGCAAAGCAAAAGUACUCAUCUGUUCAUUUGGUAUAUUCUGUAUGUUCUGUGCCCUUAAAUGUAAUUGUUUUGAAAAGAAAACUAACCUUGUCAUGUGAUGUUAAAAGAAGCAGAUUUCUGUGCAAUGUUUUAAUUUUUUUUAAAAAAAAAGAAAAUGUUUGUAUAUAAUUCAAUGGUUUAAUGUGCUUUAAUUGGCCUGAGGUAAAGAGUAGUCCUAGAAUGUAAACAUAUAUAAUUAGGAUUUCUGAUUUCACUGUGAGAUCUCUGAACUCUUGGUUGUUUUUCGGGUUGGGUUUUUUUUUCUUGGGGUGUUUUUUGGGUUUUUUUUUUUUGGGCAAAGUGGUUUGUUUUGGUUCCGAAACCCUUUGAUUUCUGUUCCUGGUGUUGGUUUAAAGGCUUCACUUCUGUUCUGAUCUCGAACUCCCGGUCUGGUGACAUCUGGUGACACACUUGGCAUUCUCAGUUUUCCACUGUGUAAAAGUCAGACACACUCGGGGCAAAACCGCUGCUGGGGCGACAAAUUCUCUGUGUCUCUGAGUCCACGCUUUUAAAAAUGAGGUGGUUAUAAAAAUAGUUGCUGUGCAAAAAUGUUAGUAGUCUUCUUCAAGAAGAAAGCGAAAUUUUCUAAUCUCACUCGAGCAGUCUCUUCAUUCAUCUUCUUCUUUUCCAAGCACAGUGUCAAAGUGAUGCUGCUUUACCUUGUAUCUCUGAUAGAAUGUUUGGUUGUUUUUUUUUUUAGGGAUCUGUGAAGUAGUUUUGUUGCUGUUGGAUUUUUAUAUAAAAUACCAGUUAAUGAACUGCCUUUUUUUUUUUUUCUCUCUCUCUGGGUUUUUUUGUUAUUUGGGUUUUGUUUUUUUUUUUUUUAAACUCUUCGACUAAAAAUACAUUUCAGACCAAAACCAAAUGAUAUCAUAUAGCAUUUGAAACCUGCCUUUUUUCCUUGGCCCUUGUUUUAUUUGAAAUAAGCCAAAUGGGCAUGUAGAUAAGAUCACUAUAAUGGAGCCAGGUCUCUUUUGGUAAAGUGUUAUUUAAAGGUCUGUUAAGAUCUUAUAAGAGAAAUAUACUGAAAAACAAAAAAAUUACUGUAGUAGGAAUAUAGAUUUAGAAGUGUUAAUGAGAUUAAUACAGCUUAAUUAUAUUGUAAGUUGCUACUGUCCUUAAUGACAAGCUUUUUGUCAUAGAAACGAUGUAUGAUAAAUUAAUUUUGGUCUAGUGUAUAGAAUUCUCAUAUUGCUAUCAAUCUUUGAAGUAAAUCUGAUGCAAAAUUCUCCUAGUUAGCAUUGCUGGCCCUGUGUAUACUGUUCUUUGUAUCCUGUAUGCAUAUUAUUUUGCCUCCUGCAUUAGUCUUCAAACUAAAAACUCUUAUUAGAGAGUAUUUGGAUACUUCAGACUGUGUUUCUUGCAGUUUACAUUCCUUUACCAUGGCAUUUUUUGUCCUGUCCAAAAGUAUUGUAUGGAAAUGUUUCAAACUUCUGUACAAAGUUUCAAUAAAAAUAGAGACAAAAAGAAAAAAAAAAACACA
Molecule: messenger RNA, 9053 nt
Organism: Pseudopipra pipra
Lineage: Eukaryota; Metazoa; Chordata; Aves; Passeriformes; Pipridae
Gene: SLC5A3
Product: solute carrier family 5 member 3
Exons: 2
Coding region: 689-2830 (713 amino acids)
Biological process (GO): transmembrane transport; inositol metabolic process; myo-inositol transport
Cellular component (GO): plasma membrane
Molecular function (GO): D-glucose:sodium symporter activity
Source: RefSeq, a predicted model, not a curated record